CUCGACAGCUGCUCCUMAAAAAUACCAUUAUGUCUCUGAAAUACCGGACUUUUGUUACGAUGAAAUACAUGGAAUACAAGUACAAGUACGUACCUUACGUACAUUUAUUUUCAUCGCAAGGAUUCACGUACCGGUAUGCAUCUGAUAACCACGGUAACGUGGGGGUUCUCGUAUGUUGUCCGGCACUAUGAUGGUCGUAAGGUAGCUUCCUUGACGAUAGGGGAACCUCUGUGCGGUACAUCGAGAAGAUUCUUUUGUGAUGACUUGUGACUGGUGACCCUGUUGAAGAUGCCUUCCGAUUUGUGGAUUAGGGUUCACUAAUUUCGCAGAUCACAUUGCACGCCGAAAGCUUCUUGUUGUUAUUCUGGUGAUUGUUACCAAGCACACGUUCGUAGUGCGCAUGGAURUUCUUGAACAUCACGAGUGGCCGUCGGCGAUGGAGCAGACGRCCGGYCGGACACAGGUCUUGAACACUUGYCCCGGAGUACAGGGUUCGUUUCGGAGUGUACAACACAAACUGUGAAGCCAACUGUGCAACCUGUCUUUGGGGAGAGACGACAUUUCGAAGCCUUUGUGGGAAUGCGGAUCUCGUCCAGGAGUUUACGAGUCUUCAACAUGCGUGUUUGACCUGUCGGUGAAGGCAGACGAUAGGCCACACACACACACACAUUUGGAAGCCUUGUACCGGAGUGCAUGCUUUGUUUCGGAGCGUGUUGCGUUGUGCCUUGCGCACUGCAGCAGACAAAUCCAUUGGAGGCACGGGAUUGCAUCAAACGGCUGGGACACGGCUCCGAAUGCCGUGCAUCGAGUGUUGUGGAGGGGAGUGGGACUCGGUCCACGAGCAGCAGCAAUGGCUGGGACGGUGGUUCGCUGGGCAACGGACGAGACCGGUGGGGGGGGGGAAAGACCGUGCGGGGUUCGCGGGUGAACGGCACCGAAACGCUUGCGUACACCGUCGAGAUCCGUCCAUGGUGGACGCCAUUGUUAAACCCGCACUUCCAGAGAAUUCUUCUGUUGUUUGUUCCAACGUAAAAGGAAAGCAUACCUGAAAGUUUUGUCGUAUGAAUAUCUUCUCUACUAUGAAUCCGUCGAAGUUGACGCACAUAAUAUCACUACUAUUAUAAUAUUAGCAUUCGUAUGUCAUUGCGUAAUCCACUUAUGAAAC
Messenger RNA from Pseudo-nitzschia multistriata, 1165 nucleotides. The record is from the annotation of a GenBank genome assembly. NCBI's taxonomy places the organism in Eukaryota, Bacillariophyta, Bacillariophyceae, Bacillariales, Bacillariaceae.